Messenger RNA from Cladocopium goreaui, 5127 nucleotides. NCBI's taxonomy places the organism in Eukaryota, Dinophyceae, Suessiales, Symbiodiniaceae. The record is from the annotation of a GenBank genome assembly.
AUGCCGCCGAAGAAAGGUGAGAAGGAAACUCUUCCGGAUGGCGUUCCUGCCAAUUGGAGUGCUUGGCGACUGUCACGAGAUGAACAGGACCGCAGGGAGUCAAGUAGCAUAGACGAAAACAUUGAGAAGGACGUGGCCGAGUUUGCGAAGAAAUUGGUGGACGAUGGAGCCAAAGAAGACGAGGCAGAGACCCAGGUCAAGGUCAACGAUUACAAGGCUAAACUCACCAAAGAUGCGAAGCAAAAUAAAGCCAAACUUUCGAAUGCAAACAAGCAGAACUCCGAUUCUGCUGUGGCGGUCACACCCUCAGCCUCAGCUUCGAGUGCCGCAAAACCGGCUGCGGCGUCAACGACUGUGCAUUCAAGCAAGUUGGGCUACUUUGAGCAAGUGCAGGAAGAUGUUCGUUUGGUGCUGAAGCAUUUGGGCAAAGACUUCGCCACAUUUCCAGCCCUCAGCAUCGCAAAGAAGAAUAGCAAGGAUGAAGGAGGAACUAUGUGGACACAGCCUUCUGUUGGCCAAACACAUUUGGAAGACUAUUUUCAGAACAUUCAUGUACACGAGGGUGAGGGUUGCCACAUCUCCGCUGAUGUGGCUGGAGCUGACCUUUUUUCGGCCAAUCUCCUGAGACAAUUAGCAAAGAGCGGACACCCGCCACCAGAGGACCUCGGUCCAAAGCAAAGGGAUCCCAGCAAAAGGUGCACAACAGUGCAGAAGCGCAGCUUCAAACGAGCAUGCAGACGGAUGUUGACUCACGGAUAUGCUUGGUACCGUGGACGGUUAAUGACGCCUCAGGACUUUCCUCAGGCUUUACAAACAACAAUGCAACGCACACCUGAAACUCGACCUUCCAGCACCAAUCACUUGCAGGACGAUCGCAAUCGACUCCGUGUCCUGCAAUGGAAUCCGGGGGGCAUCACUCAGGGAGUUUUCCAAGAAUUCAAGUAUUGGCUGCAGAACCAACCCAUCGACAUUGCAAUUUUGUGUGAGACGAAAUGGAGCUUUUCAGCCUGUUGGAGUGAUGACAGAUGGUCAUAUGUGCACUCGACCACAGAUGAACCACGCUCAGGCGGGGUGUUAGUGAUGAUUGCACGCAAAUGGGCACAUCCCAAUCAGAUUGGCUAUCAUGAGGAAUUGCCUGGUAGGAUCCUACAUGUUCGGGUACAUUUUGGGAAACGAUCCACAGACAUUGUAGCAGUUUACCAAUUUACAGACUACCGAGACAAAAUCUCCUAUGACCGUAGGCAAAAAUUUUGGACUCUCCUCGAUCAAUAUUUGAACAGACUCCCUAAUCGGAAUCAACUCAUUUGCAGUGGAGACUUCAACUGCGCCCUGCAGCAGCAACUACCAUGGAGUGGUACCCAUGGCUUCAGGUGGCAAGACAGACACCAACAGGGAUAUCAGCACCGGGACCAUCACCGGUUCCACGCUCUCCUGGCGGACCAACAGUUGGUGGCUCUCAACACCUGGAACGAGUCCAAAGGCCCAACCUAUUACCAUGGGGACUAUGCGGCUAGGAUUGAUUUCAUUUGCACUCGGUUACAUGCCUGUGACGGUAAAUCCAAAGAUGUGGCAUAUCUCAACACAGCCGAAUUUGUGCCAAUAAACAAUGCCCAUCACAUACCCAUUCUUGCGACAGUCAAGAAGAUUCAUGUGCAAUAUCACGUGGCCAGUGUUCCGAAGGCAUGUAAUUUGGACCAACGCGCCAGAUGCAGACAAGCCCAAUUGCAGGAUUUGCCACAAUGGCAUGAUUUGACGGCGAGCGUUUGUGCAGCAGUGACACAACUGACAGAAUCAGUCUGGAAACACUGGAGUGCGUUUAGACGCCUGCAACGGGUUCAACAGAAACAGGCCAGACAGGCCAAGAUUCGACGCUUUCAAGACAUGUGUCAAGAACUUCAACAUGCGGCAAACCGACAUGAUGCACAUGGAAUGUUUAAAAUUAUUAAUCAAUACACCCCCAAGAAGUCCAUGUCUCGAAUCCGUUUGCGCACACCAGAUGGCCACAUUGCAGAUCAAUAUGCAACACAUUCCAUGCUGGUAGAGUACGUUCAACGCACAUGGCAGGGGCCAAGUGACCUUCCGAAGUUUCAUGAGGGGCCACCCGGCGUACCUUUCGAUGCUGAUCAGAUCCGUUGUGCAGUGCUUCGACUACAUCCCAACAAGUCCGUAGCCAUGCCUUUCUUGCCAGCAAUCAUAUGGAAAGGGGCCCCUGAUCAGAUUGCAACCUUUCUCCAUGAAACCUUGCAGGAAUGGUGGGGACAAUACCCGCCCAUCAUUCCCCAAGAUUGGAAGGAUGCAUGGUUGUAUUUCAUCCCCAAACCGGGCAAGCCUAGCAAUAGCCCAGCCAAUCUCCGACCCAUUUCUUUAAUGGAAACGUUUGGCAAAUUGGUGAUGGGGCUCAUUGCUGAUCAGCUGAAACUGCACUUGGAAAAAGCCUUGUGUCAAUUUCCACAGCUUGGUUUUCUCCCACAGCGUGGGGCAUUGGAUGCUAUCAGUAGAGUUUCACAGCAUUGCACCCUGAUCCGCACACUGAUCAAUGCCAACCGGCGCACAGUUUCACGACAGAUGCUCAUGCCGCCACGGCAUACUGUCGUGGGAGGGAUCCAAAUGUUUUUAGACUUGACAAGAGCAUUUGAUUGUGCAGACAGAGCUAUCUUGGUGGAACACCUACAUGAACUCAAUACCCCCCAUGCGUUACUCACCAUCAUCACACACUGGCAUGAGGGUACCCGGUAUCACAUUGUUUCCCCACACAAUGUCACCCCUGUUGAUGUUGGGUUGGGAUUGCGCCAAGGAUGUAAGAUUGCCCCAUUGUUGUGGUUGGUCUACAUGAGCAAACUCCUUCACAUCCUGGUACCUCUGACGGGUGAAUCGUGGAUCAGGGAAUGCUUAACCUUGUACGCGGACGAUGUGCAUGUGGGCUGCCAGUUUUUGACACUUCAGGAACUUGAUCAUCAUUUGCAAUGUAUGGGCCACCUAUUGGAUUGUAUUGAACGAUUGAAGCUCACCCUGUCAUACCAGAAGACCUUUGUGAUCCUGGCAGCCACAGGUAGCACAGCAAAAAGUGCUCUCAAGGGAAGAGUCAAUCACACCCCAUCAAAGAUGAUGAUGGUGAUCCCUCGUGGCGAUGGAAGCAAAACGGAACUGCCUUUGCGAUCAGCAGUGACAUACCUUGGUACAACAAUGUCAUAUGGAGCAUAUGAGAUGCAGACAUGGAAACAACGCAAACGGGCUGGCUGGGCCGCUUUUUCCAGACUGAAAUGCUGGCUGCAACAUCGACCCAUCAGCUUGGCUCAUCGGCUCUAUCUGUGGAGAACGUGUAUUCACACAAUCAUCACGUAUGGCAUCACAGCAACCAAUGUCACUGUGAAGCACAUCUCAUGGAAUCACUUGCCAGACCUCAUUGAUCUCAUUCAAAGAUUGCAGGCAGUCUCGGCAGAUGUUCCUAUUGAGGAUGACGCCACAUCCCUACAGGCUGAACAGAGACCGCCACUGCCCCCUGCAGCGGCUGCCACCUCAAGCACAUGCAAGGCAGAAACGGAAGAUUUUCACGUGAUUCAUCAGAUCUUCUGGCCUGAGCUUAAACGGAUGACACAGGCAGCCAUGAUCUUUUACACCAGUGAGCAGGACAUCCUGGUACCCUGGCAAUUCACUGCGAGCCAAUACAUCAGGUCAAACGACGACGAACCGCAAGCCAAAAAGCUGCGACAGGGACCCACGGCUCACAAAGAGCCAGAUCCCAACCAGGGGCAAAAGGCUAUCCUGAACCUGGUAAAGCUUAUGGCACAGGUGGUCAUCCAGCACGACAAGGCCAUCCAGCUACACCAACGUCAGGAAUGCUUCGUUUUGUUCGUCCAGUCCAGCCCGGGCAGCGCCUUGACAACAUUGACGCAGCAAACUCUGGAAUGGAAGACCAAAUGGGCACAGGAGUUGGACCACCCCAAGAGGCCCACUCUCAGAACGUUCCUCUUUCGCAGCCUGAUAGUGGAUCUGCAACAGAGGGUGGUCAAGCUGUCACAGAGCAGCCCAGGACAACAGCUCUGGGACACAGCAGUGCAGGAAGGAGUGAUUCAGGCAGACGGGUCAUGGCCUUUUCAGAAAUGGUGCCAUCAGUCCAAGAAACUCAUCACGGCUCACCGCAAACCGGCAGAGAUGAGUCGGGCUCUCAAGGACCUGCAGUUCCUGAUAGAGUUGCUGGAGGAGAACAGUCACAUCCAGCGUUUUCAUGGAAUGAAGCCGCAGAAAGCAGUGGUGCCGUGGAUCCUCCAGGUCAGCUUGAGAGAACAGGACGUCUGGAUCCUGCUGGAGUUUUGGGCACAGUCAACGCUGUGGUCGCUGGUGGGCGUGUCGAUGAAAAUGCACUCCCAAACCAUGAGCAAACCAGCUCAGACCCUGGAGAGUCUGCUGAACCCACGCAACGGGAAGAGUUCAGGUAAUCUCUGCUAUGCCAAUGCCUCCAUCACAUCCUUUGUGUGGGCAAGUCUCUCCCGGCACACUUUCGAGUACGUUGAUUGGGGCUCAUCAGCUGAGGCAUUUCUUUUCAUGCUGAGAUCCACUGACAGUCCAUAUGCCGUUGAUCAACAACAUUGGUUCCAAGAAAUUGUUGCACCAUGGACGGCACAAGACGGUCAGGCAGACUCGGCGGAAUUUACGUGUUGGCAUGUGGAGCUGGGCAUGCAGGCGGGGUUACUCAGGGCACCUGAACUUCUCUGUGUCCACAUUGACCGCCUGGAGCGCAAUGGUUCCAACCUUAUUCAGAAGCUGCAGACUCCUGUCAUUUUCACUGGACAGAUUGCUGUUCCCGUGUUUGUGCAACAGGGCAUUGACUGUGCGUGGAAUCAGUACUAUGCAGUGGCGGCUUUUGCGCAUUAUGGUGAAGACAAUGCAGGGCAUUAUCAGGCACUGCUCCGUACCACGGACCCGAAAGGCACUGCAGAUCGAUCAUGUUGGCUUCACUGUGAUGACUGUCGCCGCCCCAUCCCAUGCACAGAAAUCCCUGCAGGUUUUCAUGCGAGCGUUACCUGUGUAUGGCUCUGCAGAGCGGAUGUCAUGGAGCUUCACCAAUGGCAGCAGGUAGUUCCCCAGGUCUCCCCAUUGGGAGGGUUGAUGCAGAUGCUGGCAACAUAA